Molecule: messenger RNA, 1184 nt
Organism: Paralichthys olivaceus (Japanese flounder)
Lineage: Eukaryota; Metazoa; Chordata; Actinopteri; Pleuronectiformes; Paralichthyidae
Source: RefSeq, a predicted model, not a curated record
UCUCCCUUGAUUCCUCUCCCAUUCAGCAAACCGUCCCUGACUAACCAGUGGCUCCAUCGCAGAGAGAAAACAAACAACCCCACAGGCUUACGUCACUGCAAGAGAGGAACAAGCUCCAGUCGAAGGAACUCCAAGAACAAAUCCACGAUGGUGUCUGCCGGGUUUCAAAUGCUGGGCUCGGUCCUGGGGAUCCUGGGCUGGAUCGGUGCCAUUGUUGUGUGUGCCAUCCCCAUGUGGAAGGUCACUGCUUUCAUUGGCAGCAACAUUGUGACUUCGCAGACCUCCUGGGAAGGUAUUUGGAUGAGCUGUGUGCACCAGAGCACAGGUCAGAUGCAGUGUAAGGUCUACGACUCCAUGCUGGCCCUCAGCUCCGACCUACAGGCUGCCAGGGCCCUGACCAUCAUCGCCAUCGUGGUGGGAAUCUUGGCCAUCCUGCUCUCUGUAGCUGGGGGGCAAUGCACCAACUGUGUGGACGAUCCGUCAUCCAAGGCCAAGGUGGGCAUUGCCGCCGGGGUUAUGUUCAUUGCAGCUGGGGUCCUCUGCCUCAUCCCUGUGUGCUGGACAGCCCACACCAUCAUCCGGGACUUCUACAACCCGAUGCUGGUCAGCGCCCAGAAGAGAGAGCUGGGUGCUGCGCUCUACAUUGGCUGGGGCGCAGCCGCUUUGAUGCUGAUUGGAGGGGGGAUGCUGUGCUGCAACUGCCCCAAAAAGGAUGAAGGGUCCUACACUACAAAGUACAAAGCUGCCAGAUCUGAAGCCUCAGCACCAGCAUCAGGGAAAGACUAUGUUUGAAUCUCCUCUAGAAAUGAGUGGCUUCCAAAAACCACUGUUUACAGGGACAAAUACACUGGCGCUACUGGGCUGUGAGUGUCGAUCAUUCAGGAUGUUUCUUGAUCAAGAACUUACUCCCCAUGAGCACAUUUAAAGGAAAAUAAAAGCAAGAGAGGAACCACACUCAAAGAGGAAACUCAGUUUUAUUUUAACACAGUUCAUUGUAUGUGUAUGGCUGUAGAAACAUUUUCUUGUUCGUAAAAAUAUUUUAUAACCUCUGUCUUAUUAACCACUAUCUUAUAAUUCUCACUUUUUUUGCCAUGUUUAUGUGGGUUUUUUUUUUUAUGAAGUAUUUGUAUGAAAAUCAUGAUGUGCUGGUUAUACUGUAAAUAAAUAUUCGUUUACGAUUCUGA